Manis pentadactyla (Chinese pangolin) is the source of this 9996-nucleotide messenger RNA. RefSeq names its product EF-hand calcium binding domain 5 (gene EFCAB5). Gene Ontology annotation, molecular function: calcium ion binding. The transcript has 24 exons. Lineage: Eukaryota; Metazoa; Chordata; Mammalia; Pholidota; Manidae. The coding region runs from base 4369 to 9243 and encodes 1624 amino acids. The record is from RefSeq and is a predicted model, not a curated record.
AUCACAGAAAAUAGGAUAUAUAUUUAAAAACGUUUCCCAAUUAACUAAAAUGUGAUCUUAAAACUUUUAAACUUCAGUUUAAACUCAAAACUUCAGUGAAACUUGGAUGGACAUCUAUCUAAAAAUGUAUUUCACUCAAUUCUGACUUCUUAAAACAAGACAAAACAAGAUUAAGUCUUCUUAUGAUUAUUAAAGGUCAUCAUUUUGACCAUAUAUUAGCAGCUCUGAGGGACCACUGGGUCUUAGAGGAGCAUUUGUCCUUAUAUUAAAUAGUCUGUAACUGCAACAUUUUUUCCUCUGCCAGAUUUUCUCCUUGCUUACAGGUUUUCUUCCUCCUCCUUUGCUGUAAAGCCAUCAGCUACAAGGAGCUUGCCUUUAGCAGCAUCUGCCAAUUUCCAUUCCUAUUUUGCUGUUGGUAAUUGCCUACGAGUAAAGAAACUAAAUAUCCAAGUUUAUAAGAACUCUGUGUAAAAUAAGAGAUAAUAAUAGGCUUCAAAUACAGGAAUCACCUUAAAAUGAUUUGCACAGACUUGGAUGAUUCUGUUUCAGGUAGUCAAGGUUGCAGUAUAAAUGAACUCCAGAGAGAGUAUGAGUUCUUGACUGUAUCUCAAGUCUUGGUUCCUUUACUAAACUGGCAGUCAAGUUCUCAGGGUCAAAAAUUCGUAUGCUGUUUCUCUUAUCACACUAUGGGAAGAGAUGUGGACUAGGAGCCAAGGAACCUAGUUCUAGCACAAGUUCUCACACCAACCAGUUUUGUAACCUUCAUCAAGUCUUUUAAUCUUGGUACUUGUCCUGCAAAACUUAUGAGGCUGCUCUAGAAUUAAAUUAGAUCAUGAACACAAAAACACUCUGAAAAGUAUAAAGUACUACACAAAAGUAAACGAUUUUUAAUGGUAUUUCACUGUUUCUGUGACCUUGGAACCAUUAAGAAAAUUCAUACCAGAAAGAAUAGAGGGAACGAGAUAAUUCUUAAAUUGCUUAUUAAUUAGGAAACAUCUAUUAUCUUGGAAGAAUAAUAUAUUCUAAGAGUUAGCCUAUCUGAUUACUCCUCCCCUAUAUCCAAUCAGCCCCCAGGUCCUUUGUGUCUUCUGCACAAUAGCUCACAUCUGUCCCUUUCUUGCCAUUACCACUUCAGGCCUUUCUUCUCUCACACCUGGGCUGUAACAGCCUCUAACUGGCUCCACUCAAGGCUUCUCUCGCCCUCUCAAAUCCCACCAGCCCACAGCUGCUAGAUCAAUUUUCUUAAAACACUACUGUGAUCAUAUCUGUUCAAAAACUGAGGACUCUCCACUACUGUCUCUAUUAAGUUCAAAUUCCUAAGCUCAGCAGCCCUAGCUGCCUCCUCACCUUUACCUCUUACUACUAUUCCAAACAAAUCCUUCCUCAAACUGGUCUAUUUAAGUCCUUCAGAUAUGCCUUGCACUUCUCUUGCCUCUGAAUACUCUCUCCACCCGGAAUACUCUCUACUUCCCAGCUUCUAUCUUGGACUAUACAAAUUCAACCCACCCUUUAAGGCCUAGUUUGAGGGCCACUUACUAUGUAUACUCCUCUUUGAUUACCACAAAGGAAAAGAUGGCAGAUUCUAAAGUUAGAUAUAUUUGGGUUUGAAUAACAGCUUCAAUAGAUAAGUGACAUGGGGUACAUUUCUUAAAAGCUCUUUGCCUCGGUUUCUUCAUCUGUAAUAUGGGGAUAAUCACAAUUUCCCUUGGACAUAUUGUGAGGAGUAAAUGAGUAAAUGAUCAUAUAAAGCACUUAGCACAAUGCCUGGCAUAGAGGAAGACCCAAAGAUGUUAAGAUGUUGUUAUUCCUAUUGCCAUUAGUGAAUUAUCUUCAUCUGAAUUCAACAAUGCCUAUGGCCAUUACAGACAAUCUAUUCAUGCACAUAUAAUAUCAUUCCCCUCACUCUCCUUUUCUAUCCUCUCACCUCAUUUCUGUUCUUCCUCUUGUCCCCUCCUAAGAUUACAUGAUCCUCAUGGACAGGCUCAAUGUCUUAUAUAUCUUAUUAUCUGUAAUAGUCAUGCAUGCCUACUAGAUGAUUAAUAGGGUUGUUUAAAUCCCUAAUGAAAGAAUACUGAAGGGCAGACAAUUUUAAAAUACCCUACCUCCUAUAGUGAAAAAGUGUAAUAAAAUACUUAGUUAUUAAUUUAAAAAUUUUAAUUUCCAGCCUCACAAAAUUAUAUCUCCCCUUUCAUGGUUUUCUAGAUUAUUUUUGCUUUCUCUUUCUUUUAAAACAAAUAGCUCAACCUAUUCAUACAGGAAGAGGUGCAACAGCAAAUAUAUACAGGUCAGACAGCAGCCAAAUACUGGAACACAAGGUACCACGAGACAACUCAGCUGAACAUAGCUUUGGAUGAAGUGAAACAUUUAGACAAAUUAAAGGGAAAAGCAACGGGCUCAUCAGUCAUGCUAACACUGCUGAUUGUUACACACACACUUAUAUACUUAUAAACACACACACACACAUUUCCAGGAUUCCUUUGUACCCAGGGCCACGUAUAAACAACUGAAAUAUCCAGGCCAGGCUACUAUAGCAAGUAGAUGUAGAAAUAUCGCAGUUCGCUCAACAACCGAGCUUACCACAUGAUCAAUCUAAUUAAUUACCUAUGUCAAAAGUGACUACUGACAUACUUCAUGAUUCUAAAAUAACCAAAUUUUGGCUAGUUAAGUCAUAUCAAGUAGAUAUGGCCUUACUGUAUACUAAUGACCUCAAGAAAACUAGCAUGAUAACUUGACAUACAUAUGUUAUUACUUUACAACAUAAACUGCUUUUGACAAUGCCCAGGCAAAAUGAUGUUACUAUAAUACUGAUUUCUAGUUUAUUUGUAUGACUACUAACCUUCAGUUUCUUUCACAGUCAAAACCAGGCUUGGUAACCAUUAAUCUCAAAGGCUUGAUUAGUAGAGUGAAUUAAGAUCGUUCGAUGAUAUGUUAAUGAUGUCCAAAAGUAGCAUAAUGUACUAAAUUUAUGAAGAAAUUAUAUUAAAUUUCUAUCCCUAUAAUACUUGUCUUCAGAGGACCCCUAAAAUGUUUUACCAGCUUUAAGUGUGCAAUUUUCUCAAAUCACAGAAUCUUAAGAGUUGGAAAAAGCUUUACAAGUACCCCAUUGCAGGAAUUCUUUACACCACCUCCUAGGCAAAAAGUCCUCCACCCUUUGCUUGAAUACUUUCAGUAAUGAACAUUCCUAUUUUGCAAGACAGUCCACUCCACUGUUCCUUUCAAUCACUGGAAAUUUGCCUCAUUGUAUUUCUAUCCAAAGAUCCUAGUUCUGAUUUUUGGAACAACACAAGGUAAGUUAACCUCUGAAACAUAAUCACUUCUAGAAUUAGGAUAUAGCUGUCAAUCUGGCAAUACGUAAUGGGAAACAAAGCUCAGGAAAAAAGAAAGAAGAAACCACCACUAUACACAACAAAAUUUUGAAAUUCAGGAAACUCCUGAAUUCACAAGCCAUGUUUUCAAGAUAUCAAAGCUCACACCUCAGCGAACAUAUAAAUAUUGAGUAACCUGAUUUUUCACAGUGGAAGGUGGUACAGUGUCUAUUGAAUACCUUUUUGCAACUUGAAACUACUAAAUCCACGGACACGGUUUUUAAAAUUACAAUUCUAUAGGGAAUUCAAGAUGAUUUUUCCAAUUACUCAUAUUUUCAUUCGGUCUAUUUCCCUCUAAAACAUCCAGAUUUUUUUUUUAAGAUCCCAUUUCUCCCCACUGGUGCAAUAUUUUAUUUUUAAAAAUAAGCAUUUUCGAAAAUAAAGCCUAAAAGAACGGAGUGUAAAGGAAUGGGGGUGGGGCGAAGAGCGAGGCCAAAGAAGGGCCCAGCAGGAAAAGGCUGGCUACUGGGUAUUUUCCUUCUGAAAGCAUGCUUCACUGGCAUGGGCAUCUGAAGUAAUGAGCCAUAGAAACACAACCCAAGAACAAGAACGAUCAUGAGCAAUGAGCGUAAGGCAUAAAUGUCUGUAAGAUGUAAAUGAAUUGGCACUGAUCAACCAACAGCGCCAGAUGCUUCAGGACCUCGUCGAGGAAAGGUAAGAGGUACAGGCAGAGACCACGGCCACUCUUUUGAGGGGGAGAAGAAACCAAGAAGAAACUAGCGUUCAUCAGUCCAACGAAGCCCGAACGGUACAGGGCACAGGAAAAACAGUAAGUGACUAGGGGGAAGGCACACACCCCGAAGAGCCUAAAGAAGAGUGUGCAGUGUGAGAAUACGGAACGGGUCCAUGGGCGUGGGUAAGGGGAUGUGGGAGUAUGUAGGGGCAGCGCAGGAGUCCCAUGGUCCUCUCCCUGCAGCUGAGCAACAAGAGGGUAAAGGAAGGGGGAGGGCGAAAAGCAAGAAUGACUCAUUCCCGAAAGGAAGUGCUUAAGCCAUAGGAAGGCAUGCCACAAGGGAAUCCGGGGGGAGGAGAGCUGGGUGCCCAGACUGAUGGGGGCAAAAACCAACGUCCUGUAGUUCCUGCAGCUCGUCCUCUAGAUGGGGGGUGUGGGGGAUUCGCUGCAGCCGAGUGCCAAGGCCUGGGAAGCGGCGCGGCGCGUGCGCAGUGGCGCUCGGCGGGACCCGCUGAGGCAAAGCGGAGCCGCAGUGACAGAAGCGAGCUGAGCGGCCGCCGGGAGGGACUCACCGAGGCGCAGGGGCUGGAGGUGGUGCUGGGGUACUUUUCUCUAGUAUCUGGUGAUAUCUUUUUAGUGGUCCAGAUGAGUGAGUCAGCAUCUCAAGAGGAACCCAAACCGGCUCAGGAAAAUGGAAAAGAAAACAAGGAAAGGAAUCAGGAAGAAAUUGAAGUGAAAGAGCCUAUUAAGAGCUUACAAGGUACACCAGAGAGUUCUGCAUUGGACACCAGCAACAAUGUGGCAAAAGAAGCAAUAGAUGAAGUCAAAUCCCAAGAAUUAAACCUGGAGGAGCAGCCAAAAAUCCCAGUUUGUUUAAUAAAGGGCUCUAAUGUUGGAAUCUCAAAGAACAUUGUGGUUAGAAAACCUGCAAAAGUGAUUUUCAAUUUAGAUCAAACUGUACUGGAUUCAAAGCUGGAACAACCAUGGAAGAAAAAUCUUUUUGAAAGAGUGGAGGCAAAAGCCCAGGCAAUGCAGCAAAAAAUAAUAGAUAAGGAUAACUUGAUGAAAGAAUUAGAAAAAAAGGCUGAAAAACAACUCCCUAAGGAUAAUUUGGCCAAAGAGUGGUUUAAUACUGAGAAUAUGACACUGAACACACGUGCAUAUUUGCUUGACAAACUUCUGCCCACCUUAGUUCCUGGAGUGGAAAAAAUGUUAAUGCAAGUGGAAAAGAAGAAGCUUUUGGCAGAAGUUGAUAUUCCAACCAAAUUUGAUCCCAUCAAUUAUUUGGGAGAAUACUUAAUGAGAAAUAAUCCUUAUUAUAUCAAAGACUCAGAAAUGUCUGGCUAUCAGAGAGUGAUGAGAGAUGUCACAGAAGAGCUGAAGAUACACAUUCCCAACACUCUCUCUAACAGAGUAUCCAAGAUGAAGGAGAACAUUAAACAGAAACAAGAACAAAGAGAAUUAAUAAAUGAAGUCAAAGUCAAGGUGGCCAACAUACGGAAACAGGCUCUGCAGGAGCAGUUCAAUGAAUGGAUUCUAGACCCCAAAGGAAUGAUUCCUAUGAUAGUGAUUCAGAAUGUUCUUUAUGAAUUUUUUCAAAGUUCAAAUUUCCAGCUUGAACCAUGUUGCAAAAAACUGGAUAUUGCUGAUUCAAUGGAACCAAGAUUGAACAAAAUGGAAUUUGCAGAAUACAUCUCUUCACAAAUUUCAGACUUCAAAAAUGAAAUGUUUGAGGAACUCCUUAAGUACUUUUGCCACUGUGCAGAUGAAUUCCGGGAGGUCAUAAAAGCUGACAUGCAGAGGCAGAUGUUUGCUGAACUCUUCCUAUAUUGUGACCUUGGGAAGGUAGGGUUUUUGGAUCGGCAGAGGACACUGGCCUUACUGGAAACAUUCUAUGACCAAAGUUCAAAAAUGCUUAGAAGUUUACUCCGAAACCCAAGACAAUGGCCAUUCAUUGAAUUUGAAGAGAUUGACUUGCCUGAGUUCUGGGGAGAUAUGGAUAAUCAGAAACACAUUUACGAAGACUUUGACAAAGUAGUCUUGGAGAUGAAUACAUUACUUUCUCAAAAAAAUGCUAGCAAAACCCAAAGCAAAUUGUUAGAAAAUCCAGAAGAUCAACAUAAACAUGAGGAACACAGAAAAUCAACACUACCACCAAGCCCACCAGAACAGCAGAGAGGGACAACUGCAGAACAAGAACCAAACAGAAUUUCAACAGAAGAACAAGAUCAAGACAGAGAGUCAACUGGAGAAAAAGUGCUAUACAGAGAAUCAUUAACAGAACAAGGAAUUCACACAGGGUCGACUCCAAAACAAGUAGUGAGUAGUGAGUCAAUAACAGAACAAGGACCACUACAAAAAGUAUCAACUUCAGAACAAGGAAUCCACAUAGAAUCAGCUGCAGAACAAGGACUUUAUGGUGAAUCAACAGCAGGACAACACAGAGGGUCAACAACAGAACAGAGAUCACAUAGAGCAUCAAUUGCAGAACAAGGAUCACAUAGAGAGUCAGUAACAGAACAAGAACCACAAAGUGGGUCAACUGCAGAACAGGGAUCACACAGAGACUCAGUAAUAGAAAUAGAAAUAGAACAAGGAUCACGCCGAGAGUCAGUAAUAGAAGAUCCUCACAAAGGGUCAGUGGCAGAACAAGAACCACCCCCUGCAGAGACAAUUCCAGAAAAACAACAAGACACAGACUCAUCUUUACAAUCCAGAAAAGGUAGUAUAUCAAGAGAAAGUAAAAAGUCUAGGGAACUCACUUCCUUUGAGGACAUCGAAAUCCCUCAACAGGAAGAGAGGGCUGAGGAGCAAACAUCUGAACUAUACAUAAAUUCAGAGCUUCAAGAGGAAGCUCCAGUAUCAAGUAGAAAAGAUAGUUUUUCAGAAACUGCAAAAAAGGAAGUUCAGAAAGACAAAUCCUGUGAACCCAAGUCCCAAAAAAUAGAAGGAAAGUCAUGGUCAGGUGAACUUUUGACUUGUAACUGGACAAUGAAGUAUAGCAAAUGUGAAGAUGAGCAAGAGGCCAGCUUAAUCUAUGGUAACUCCAGGUUCACAGACCUACACUCCAUUAUGAGAAAUAAUCAAUCCUACAAGCACAUAAAUGGUAGGAAUGCCUUCAAUGGAGUUUCCUUCAAUCUGCUCCAGUUUGUGCAACUCCUGGAGACAUUUGUUGGUAAAGAUGUCCCCUUGAGUAUCAGUGAGACACUCACCUCGUUUUUUAAGAGGGGCUAUGUUGAAACAAAAGAAGAGAAAAUGAGCGCCUUAAAACAGGUUAGACAAAAUGCUUCUCGAGUUAAACGGAGACUUCUCCUAGAAGCCCUCUUUCAGAAGUGGGACAGCGAUGGCUCAGGCUUCCUGGAUCUGAAGGAAGUUGAUGAACUCUUGUACACAUACAAGGAAGGAAUGGAAAAAGAAUCUAUGAAGAAAGCUAAACUGCAUGGCCAAUUUCCAAAGCCACACCCUGGUCAUGAAGUGAGAUUGUCUUCAAAGCAGUUUCAGAAAUACAUAGAAUUGGUUGUAUCUGAACUCAGGGGCAAUGAAGAUAAUGUUCUGGAAAGUGUUGUGGAGUUUCUGAUGAAUGCUUUAGAAAGAAGCCAUAUUGAGAGUCUGAGGAAUUGUGCCAGACAGAAGUGGCUGCACCAAAUCCAACAUGCUGCAGAGACAAGUGGGGUAUCCCUGGAGCCAGUAUACACUGAAACAUUUAGGGCCCUCACCCAGGAUGCUGAAGCCCAUGGAAACAAGAAGAUCAGUGCUCACAUUUCCCUCUUAGAGGAAAACCUACUACUGCCUGAAAGAGGGAAUGUUCUGUUGAGGAAUGUAGCUUGUACUUUAGAUGAUGCUCCAUUUGUACUGAACAGAGUGCUCUACAGGGACAUGAAGGGAAUCAGCUUCUCAGUAGUGGAUGAAGGGAAGCCAGUGCACGUGCCCCAAGUUCAGCACCACGGAAACAUCUUCUUCUGGAACGAUUCCCUUAAGAAGAGUGAUCAAAAUGGGUCAUUUCUGGCUCUGCCUCUUCAGGAUGCAUAUAUGAGGACCUUUGGGGUCAUGGCUGUUGACACCCUAAAAGAUCCUCAAAAAAUAAACAUCUUUUUACCUCAUGAGAUCAAGUUCUAUCAGGGUGUCGCCAAUGUCUUUAGCACUGCUUAUCACUAUGUCCACAGUCGGGAGCACAUCCUGCAUGUUGUGAUCACUGGUAUCGGCUGGCUAUACGACAUCACACAUAGCAUUGCCGCUGUCACUACAUACUUUGUUGAGCCUGGUCCAGAGCAGGAUUCAGACUAUGUCUUACGCAGGAUGAUGGCCACAGGCCAUCUGGGUCUGACCGAAAUCUACAAGAAUCCCAGUAUCAACUUCAGAAAGACGUGUAUCUUCAGAGAUUUCCUCUUUAAGUGUACAGACAGUUCAGAAGUUGCUUUGGCCUCUGUCUAUGGAGAAAACCACAUAGUAAUUCCACUUCGUGAGAGAACAGGAGAAGCUCUGGGAGUUCUUGAUUUUAACAUUGGCAAGAGUAGGAUGUUGUUAUAUCGAGAAUUUAAAGAUCUACAGAAAAUGAUGAAAGUGAUUCAAGCCGCUUGCUAUGAAAUACUAGGAGAAUUAUCUGGAGAAAUAAAGAAAAACCUUGUCUUAGAGGUUGAAAAAGUUGGAGAAGUCCAGAGGGCAGGAAUUCUCUUCUUCCGAAUCAUGCUACAAGAGCUGCAAGAAAGCCUCCAACUGCUUACCUCCACGGACUUUGUAUCACUGUUGCUCUAUGAUCAUAAUCCUCCAGCCAAGUCAAAAUCUCCUCCAGACAAGUCCCAGGAGUUGAAAGAUAACACAAAGCUAGUACAUGACAUUCUGAUGGGGGUUAUCUUGUUCAUUCAUCCAGAGUUGGAAUUAUCCAGUGACUUAGGAAAUUGGGAUGUAUGUAAACAGUAUGUUGACAGACACUUAGUCAAGAAUAUUUGUACCUUUGAUCCAACUGCUAAGCAUGUGAAAGUUAACUUACAGCUCAUUGUUCAAUAUAUCAAAGAUCAUUCUCGAGUUGAAGUAUGGGAAUUUGGUGAUAUUACCAUUGAAUACCUAUACCACUGGACACACAUCUGUUUAGCUCUUUUGGAGCUAAACAACAAACUAAGUAGUGCUAUAAAACCCCCAUUGCCCUCCAAGACUGAUUCCUCCAUAUAUGCAAAAAUUCCAGGGGGAAGCUUGCUAGGGAAGUGCUGAUUAACUGGUACUGUAUUUAUGGUAUUUUUGUCAUGUUCAGUUUUGUUAACUAUCAAUUUUUUUCAAUUGGAAAGGAGUGCCACAUAGACAUAUUCUGCUCCUAGACAUUUACCUCAGUACUUUCUAAAAUCAAAAGUGCUGUUUGGAGAAAUUUGAUCUAAAAAAUGUCCAGUUAAGGUAGCUAUAACCAAAUAUAUGUUAUAAAAUAUAUUUAAAAGUUUCCUUUUAAUUUUAGCUUUGUAUCUGCCAUGGAACUAUUAUGGUUGAUUGGGUAGAGUUAUUUCAAUCCUUUUAAGGUACAAAUUAAAGACAAGGCUUUUGGAAAAAAAUGACAAUUUUUAUAUCAAAAGAAUAACAAGUAAUAAAGAUUUUAAGAAAUGGACUUGAAAUUGUUCUUCUAAUUUUUGAAGGACUUAUAUAAGUACCCCUUCUUCUGCUUCUCAACCUCGCCCCCUCUUCCCCACUUACCUUAACAACUUUAAAGUUAUUUCAAUUAAUAGAAAUUCUUGUGGGAAAAUGUUUGUCCAUGACUCAUGGAUAAAGAAAACACCUCUGGAGUUCAAGGUCUGCAAAGAGAAUUUAUUUUGUUUAAAGCUUGUUAUUACAGCAAACUACUGCUCUGUUGUGAGAUUUCAUCUUUGCAAUAAGAUAUCUGAUGACAGAGUCCAUUUUUAAUAAAAUUUUGGGAAAUUAAACUUCAUUUUCUUUAUUUGGUUGACAAAAUAUGAUGUGUUCCAAACAUCUUAUAGCUUG